AUGUUAAGAUCUGUCACAGUGGUGAGUGAGAAUGUUACAUCGGCCAAUUCCGGAGAGCCAGUUCAUCGCAAAGUAUUCUCAAAUAAAGGUGAGCAACCUUUCUAUGUUUUAUGUAGACUCAUAAACUUUAAUCAUAAUAAAAAUAAGGAUUUAUUAAAUUAUAAACUUAAAAAAUAUAUGGAAGAGUAA
Messenger RNA from Debaryomyces tyrocola, 189 nucleotides. The record is from the annotation of a GenBank genome assembly. Lineage: Eukaryota; Fungi; Ascomycota; Pichiomycetes; Serinales; Debaryomycetaceae.